AUGACGGUCUAUACGAACACGAUCAUGACUGCCUGGGAGAGUCACAACAAUUCAACUGUUGUUCACUCGCAAGUCACAGUUCAAUUUCACAACAUUAAACACAAAAUAAUUCCACAGUACUGUUUCAGAAUGAAAACCUCUGUUAAAAAUAACAUAAUGAAACGGAAACACAAGAGUAAAAUCGGUGGAGAGGCUGUUGCCAGUGUUAAUGUCUCUAAAGAAGGAUGUAAAGGUGAAAUUAAAGAUGAAAAGUCUGAACAGAAUACACUUAACCCAAUUACUGAAUUAGUUAUUAAAAAGAGCAAAUCUUCAGAAGAUACAAACAAGUAUCCAAUAUUAGAUGACAAAAAUUUUAUACUAAAAAUUCAUAGUGUGCCUUUGACAAAUAAUCAAAAGGGAAGAAUUCGCCAAGUCCUUAAAGAUAGUCUGAGGGGUACAUCCGAUUUUCUACUGCCAGACAUCAUUCAUAAUAAAAUUCAAACUAUACUUAAAAGUUCAGAAAAUUUCACUGAUUCUGAUUUGAGAAAAAUGAGAAUAUUGUUUAACAUGUUAAAAACUGCUUUGCAAAAUAAAGAUCUGGAAAUAAAACCGAGGAAAGAAAAUGGUAGCAAAGAAUUACAGAAAAAGGUAAAAGUGAAAGAAGGGUUAAAUGUGAAAAAAGAAGUAAAUAUUCACUUGGAAAGUAACCAGAAGGAGAAAAAAGAUGUACCUAAAAAAAAGGGUCCAAAAAGAUAUGUAGUAUUUGUUGGCAACUUACCUAUGGAUAUUGAUAAAGAAAAGAUAAUGCAACACUUCGCAGAUUUUAAAAAUUUUAUAAAAGAUGUACGCCUUCCGAAACAAAAAAAGGGAAAAAGUGCUAUAGCUUAUGUUGAACUAGAAAAUGAAACUAUAUAUGAGUUAGCACUUUCAAAACACCAUUCCAUGCUUGGCAACAGAAGGAUAAAUGUUCUUUAUACUGCACAGAAGAACGGAAAAAUAACUACAACUGAGGCAAAGAGUAAAACAGCAAAACUAUUGGCACUGCAGAAAUCUGGAAAACUCAUAGGGAGUGUACCUAUGAAUAAGAAACGCAGCCAAAGGAGGCUGAAGAUGAAACAAGCACAAGCAAAAUUGGCUGCAGAGUCUGCA
Molecule: messenger RNA, 1128 nt
Organism: Iphiclides podalirius (scarce swallowtail)
Lineage: Eukaryota; Metazoa; Arthropoda; Insecta; Lepidoptera; Papilionidae
Source: the annotation of a GenBank genome assembly